AUGUCUUAUUCAGUGAGCCAAUGCAAGGAAUUGCGCAAGUACGAGCUCGCUCUCCUGCCUCACCGGUCAGAAUGUGCCUGGGAAUUCAAAAAUUUCUCAUCGAUCCAGCUCGCCUUUAUUAGCAUCGUUUCACUUCAAAACUUUCUGUCUGUCCGACUGCGCCCCCUCAACAGUCUUAGCGGCCUCUUCUUCGUUCAGGGUCAAGGUAAAACUUUAAAUAUCGAGCCUCUUCUUCGAAACUGCCCAUAA
Messenger RNA from Protopolystoma xenopodis, 249 nucleotides. The record is from the annotation of a GenBank genome assembly. NCBI's taxonomy places the organism in Eukaryota, Metazoa, Platyhelminthes, Monogenea, Polystomatidea, Polystomatidae.